Brassica napus (rape) is the source of this 3034-nucleotide messenger RNA. RefSeq lists its product as uncharacterized. The transcript is spliced from 2 exons. Lineage: Eukaryota; Viridiplantae; Streptophyta; Magnoliopsida; Brassicales; Brassicaceae. Gene Ontology annotation, molecular function: zinc ion binding. The record is from RefSeq and is a predicted model, not a curated record. The coding region runs from base 1179 to 2849 and encodes 556 amino acids.
UCUCCGUCGUCGUCGUCGUCGUCGUCGUCGUCUCUCCGUCGUCGUCUUCGCCUCUCCGUUGAUCCGUCGUCGUCGUCUCUCCGUUUAUUUUAUCGUCGUCGUCGUUUCUCAAUUGAUCUGUCGUUUCUACGUCUAUUCAUCUCAUUCUCUCUCUCGUGUGUCUGAUUUGAUUAAGGUUUGAAUCAUUUCAUUUUGUUAUACAUUAUCUAGGUUUUGUUAUAUAUUAUUCAUUUGUUGAUGAUUUGAAGUUGAUUUUGUAGAACAAUGGAAGUUUUGUGCAUCUGUGGACAAUGGAUCUCAAAAGAAUCUCUCCAGUGGGAGUUUCUUGUUGAUUUGAAGAGGAAUGCAUCAAUCAUUUCCAUAGAAGAAGAUCUACUGUAUGAAGAUUUGAUGAAGAUUGUCUCUGAAGAUUUUAGUGUUAAAGAGGAAGAAAUCAGUUUGAGUUAUGGUUUUUCAUUGGAUAUGAAAUGUAUUAUUGAAAGUUUCCCCCCACUCUCGAUAGGUAAUACUCGUCAGCUCAGAACUUUCAUUUCCAAGACUAGAGCAUUUGAUGGAACCUGUCGUUUGUGUGUUAAGGUUAGUACUGAUCCAGUUAGCUGUAACACUCAAGCUUCUGAUACAUUUGCUUCUACUGUUCCAUUGAAUGCCAAUCCAGCGAUUCUUUCUACUGUGCAGAGUGAAAAACAGGUACAUUGUCCUUAAUUCCCUUUUUCUGUUUGUGUUUGCAUGAUAUGCUUCAUAAUCAAGUACUAUGCCUUACAAAACUACUUGACUUUUGCAGAGUCUUCUAUAUGAAGGUGUUUCUACAGUUCCUCUGAAUGCUCUUCCGGAUUUUAGUACUGAUUCAGCUAGCUGUAACAUUCAAGCUUCUGAUACAUUUGCUUCUACUGUUCCAUUGAAUGCCAAUCCAGUGAUUCUUCCUACUGUGCAGAGUGAAAAACAGGUACAUUGUCCCUAAUUCCCUUUUUCUGUUUGUGUUUGCAUGAUAUGCUUCAUAAUCAAGUAUUAUGCCUUACAGAACUACUUGACUUUUGCAGAGUUUUCUAUAUGAAGGUGUUUCUACAGUUCCUCUGAAUGCUCUUCCGGAUUUUAGCCCUGUCCAUAUUGGACUUUCACCAAACACGAGAGUAGCUGGCGAUAUUAAGGUGAAUAGCUAUUUUAAGACAAAGAGAGAGUUGAUGUUGAGGAUGAAGAAAUGGGCUUUAGAGUGGAAGUUUGAGUACAAGACUGUCUCUUCUAACAAGUCAAGAGUGCUUUUGAGUUGUGUUGAUGAAAAUUGCACGUGGAGGAUGCGUGCUAUCAAGCUACCUGUUUCAGAUUUUUUCGUUGUUAAAAAGUAUGUUCAUGAGCAUACAUGCGAUACAACACACAGGAAAGCCAACCACAGACAAGCAUCUGCAAAGUUGUUGGGUUCUUUGAUUUCCAGCAAUUAUGGAGAAAAAAAGGAAGGUCUCAAACCGAAACAGAUCAUUGAACAGGUCAGGAUGCUGCAUGGUGUUCACAUCAAUUACAAACAAGCUUGGAGAGUGAGAGAAGAAGCUCAGAUUUUGGUUAGAGGGACUCCUGAAGACAGCUAUUACAAUUUGUCUAGGUGGUUGUAUAAAAUCACAGAAACAAACCCUGGUUCCUUGACUUAUCAACAUGUUGAUGCUGCAGGAAAGUUCAAGUAUGCAUUUGUGGCUUUUGGUCCAUCGAUAAGGGGAUUUUCAUUGAUGAGGAGAGUUAUUGCAGUAGAUGGUACAUUUCUGAAGGGAAAAUUCAAUGGGACUUUAUUGGCAGCUUGUGCUCAAGAUGGGAAUUAUCAUCUAUAUCCUCUCGCUUUUGCAGUGGUUGACGCAGAAAACGGCGCCUCUUGGAAAUGGUUCUUUAGAGGUUUGAGCCAGAAGAUCCCGGACGCUUCGGAUCUUGUUUUUGUAUCAGACAGGGCUAACUCCAUUUCUUCAGCGUUGGAGGAUGUAUAUCCCUUAUCUCACCAUGGAAUUUGCAGGAUCCAUCUGCUCCGCAACAUCACUCCUACAUAUGCGAAGACUGGGUUGCUACCUCUGGUGGAAAGCGCUGCUGAUGCCUAUACGUGUCACGAGUUCUGGUUAAUCUUCAAGGACAUAAAGGAUAAAUGUCCUGAAUUGGCUAAGUAUCUGGAAGAGUCUGAUUUUAGGAAGUGGGCACGAAGCUAUGCGCCUGCGAACAGGUAUAAUAUCAUGACUACCAACAUUGCAGAGUCUCUCAAUUCUAUGUUGAAGAUGCCUCGUGAGUUGCCCAUUAUCUCUCUCCUUGAAACUAUCAGAUUGACGAUGACCACUUGGUUUUUUGAGCGACGCGAAGCGGCUGCGAAACAUAAGCACCUGGUUACUCCAAAAGUUGUUCAGAAAUUGGUAUCUAGGUUAGGGGCCGCAAUGUUGUUGAAUGUGUAUCAAGUUGAUCGAAGCGAGUUUGAGGUGAAGAAUGAAACAAUGAAGUUUGUUGUUGACUUGGAGAAGCGGCAUUGCACAUGUAAUGUUUUCGACAUUGACAAGAUCCCCUGCAUCCAUGCCAUCGCUGCUGCUAAGCAUAUCAAGAGAGAUGAAAACCGUUUUGUUGAUGCUUCUCACUUGACAGAAACGUGGGCUAAAGCUUAUGCUGAAAGCAUACAUCCUGGUGGAGAGUUGUCAACGUCCACCUAUCCAGAGAAUAUUGAUGAACUGUCUUGCCCACCUCCAGCUACCAAAAAGAAAAGUGGACGCCCUCCUACAAAGAGAAAGAGAUCCGUUGGCGAGUUUGGGGUUCCUGGAUCUAAAUCUCAGUCCCACAAGUGCAGCAGAUGUGGCACAGGAGGGCACAACAAGAUCACAUGCCAGAGGCCUAUAGGAUGAAGUUCUACAUUUUUACAUUUUUAUCGAUUAUUAUUUGGAUGUUUGGCUAUUUUGAUGGUUACAUGAUAUGCACAAGACCAUAUACAUUUUUUCUUUUGGAACCCUAUCCUGAAUAAGUAUGAUUUCUUACAACUUUUGUAAUAUACAACAUUAUCUUUUGAUCUCAUUUCAAUUUUUAGUUUAAA